UUGGAUGCCAUGGAGAAGCAGCUCAGAGUUUUGUUACUGUUCACCGUGACUGGUAGCAUGUUCGGAGAAGGAUGCUCAAACGAGGCACACGGUUUUAACUUCACUGACGCAGGAUAUUGCAGCGAUAACAUGACGUACAGCAUGGGCAAGUGCUGGGGGACACUGUCUCACCUCAAUAUAACCAUAGACUGCGCAGAUGACAACACGGAACCCAAGACACUAUCCUGGUGUACAAGAAACAAGACAGGCUUUCCCCAGUGUGUUGAGUGGACAGAGCGGGAUAGAGUAAAGUGCCUGUCUGAAAUCUACGAGACGUGUUACUGUUCCCAGGAUGACCGCGGCCGGCCAGUGUGCCAGUGUGACAGGUACCUCUUCUGGAGGGUAUACCCCUUUAUCUACAUCUUCCUGGGGUUGUCCAUGGUGGUGAUUUACAUUGUGUGUCACAUUAUGAGGAUGUGUAAGAAGGAGCCUGAUGAUGAAAAGGAUGAGGACUUAACUAAAAUACCAGAGUAUGUGAAACAGGGUGAAAACAAUAUCUAGUUACCACGUUGCUAUAGUUACCACGUUGCUGUAGAUACCAUGUUGCUAUAGAUACCAUGUUGCUAUAGUCACCAUGUUGCUAUAGUUAUCAUGUUGCUAUAGUUAUCAUGUUGCUAUAGUUAUCAUGUUGCUAUAGUUAUCCUGUUGCUAUAGUUAUCAUGUUGAUAUAGUUAUCAUGUUGUUAUAGUUAUCAUGUUGCUAUAGUUAUCAUGUUGCUAUAGUUAUCAUGUUGCUACAGUUUCAACGUUGAUAUGGUUGGUUAAUGGUUGCUAUAUCAUUUAGUAUUACUUACAACAGCUGGAGAUGUAAAGAUUUUCUGUAACAUGGGUUACCAUAGCUGUAGUAACUAGUAACCAUAGUAGCUAUUCAAGCAAGGGCUAGGUUAUUUAUUAUAGUAACAAGUUAAACCAAAGUAGCAAUUCAACUUCAAGCAAGAGCUGGGGCUACUAUGGUAAGUACAUUGAAUUAGUGAAGUCAAUCCCGACGUCGGGAUUCAUGAAUCCCGGAUUUCCCGACGAUUUUCAGUCGGGAAUUCCCGACCGGAAUAUUUUCUCAAUUCCCGAUUUUCGGGAAUUUUAAAUAUUUGUGUUAUAUUUGCAAAUUUUAGAAUGUUCGUUGACUGCAAUAUAAUUAAAAAAUUGAAUUAAAAGUUUUAGUUGGGUCGUGGCAUAUACAUGAAAUUAAAAGUUUUACACGAAAUGGGACCUAAAGAUGAGCACCAUUUGCUUUCGGGAAUCCCGAUUUUCGGGAAUCUCGAUAAUUUUGCCGAUUUUCGGGAAUCCCGGGAUUUUUUUGGUCGGGAUUCCCGAAUUGAAUAUUUUGUUUAGUGAUUACUGAUUGACUUCACUAUAUAGAAUGUCACUAGAUACCAUAAAGCAUUAGUUGUAGUUUAAG
Messenger RNA from Bolinopsis microptera, 1434 nucleotides. RefSeq lists its product as uncharacterized. Bases 10 to 540 code for a protein of 176 amino acids. The record is from RefSeq and is a predicted model, not a curated record. The transcript is spliced from 3 exons. Lineage: Eukaryota; Metazoa; Ctenophora; Tentaculata; Lobata; Bolinopsidae.